AUGAGCUCACUGAAACAAUAUCUACGUAAUAUUGAACAACAGCGUUUAGACAAUGUGAUAGAAGUGAUAGGUAUUCCUAAAGCUAAAGACGAAAACCUUGUAAAUAUAUCUCUCAAACUAGCUGAGACACUCAAUAUGGACAGGACGCAAGUAGUGAAUAUUGCUAGUGUAGAAGGUCGAAAUAACCAAGAUGGAAACAUCCAAGUGCAGUUCAAACAUGCAGAAAAUGUAAGCUUACGGGUGCGAGCCUCGAAAAAGGAAGCAGUAGUGGUAGAACAAAUCAUCUCCGAGGCCCCUGUGGAAGUUGCUAAGACGAAAGUGAUCAUACGACGCGCCCUGACCAAAGCCAAUAAGUCGUUAUUAUGGCUAGCACAACAAAAACUAAGACCGGCCUACAAAUACGUCUGGUUCCAAGAUGGAAAGGUGCUACUACGUAAAGACGACAAAUCUAAGCCUAAGGUCGCGCGAAGCGAAGCUGACAUUGAGAAGCUCUCAGCACUAACGGAAAUAAUCGGCCAAAGUUCCAAGCGGUAA
Parnassius apollo (apollo) is the source of this 534-nucleotide messenger RNA. The record is from the annotation of a GenBank genome assembly. NCBI's taxonomy places the organism in Eukaryota, Metazoa, Arthropoda, Insecta, Lepidoptera, Papilionidae.